Apis laboriosa (Himalayan honeybee) is the source of this 4948-nucleotide messenger RNA. Its product is annotated as ubiquitin carboxyl-terminal hydrolase Usp2-like. NCBI's taxonomy places the organism in Eukaryota, Metazoa, Arthropoda, Insecta, Hymenoptera, Apidae. The transcript has 9 exons. Gene Ontology annotation, molecular function: cysteine-type deubiquitinase activity. Gene Ontology annotation, cellular component: cytoplasm. The coding region runs from base 651 to 3683 and encodes 1010 amino acids. Gene Ontology annotation, biological process: protein deubiquitination. The record is from RefSeq and is a predicted model, not a curated record.
GUCGCGGAAGCGAUGACUGUCAACGCGGAAAUCGGUAGUCUUGUAAUCGCCAUAUUGUUUGCACACACGUUGUGUUAACGAUUCAGUAGUGAUAAUCUCGUGGUGUCGCAAGUGUUUGAUAAGCCACGAGAGGGAAGUGUUGAAAGAAAGGUAAAUAACUCGAGCCAGAGCUCCGAGGCGGCGAAACUGUCGUUCUGAAUCGUGUUAGAUUUAUCCAGUAAGAACCAUCGUGACGUGAUCGACAUAAACCGUGUUGUAAAUCGAUCGUGUCUCGAAGCUGUCCGUCAUACGAUUAAUUCCUUAGCUCAGACACAUCAAAAGUUUCAAGUAUUCGUUACGGUGACGUCAUCGACAGUUCUGAGGGAUGGCCCGUGCUUACAAGCAUCGCGACGCAUCGCCUCUCCUCUUUUUAUCUCCGUAAAAUCGACCAAGAAACGUAAGCUAAAUUCUUCGCGUACACGACGACAUGAUCGAAGAAACACGAAAGUGUUCAUAACACUGACAUUUCCUAGUGAAAUCGUUUAUACGUACACUUUGGACGAAUUAAUCGAGUGAAAACCUACUUAUAUAGAGGCAUCAGGCCGAAGGGGUUUCUAUAGAAGAAAGAAAGAGAGAAAAAGAGAGAUUGUGAGACUGGUGACCCGGGUGCAAUGUCGUAUCACCGUGGGGGCCAGGCGGGCGCCGUAGCAGUUUCGUACAGCACCAGUCCAAUGGCACCGCAUUCUCCUAGCAGACGAUGUUCCAGCAAUAACAGCGGCAACAACAGUUCCGCUAUUGGCACCUCCACCUCGAAGCUGAACACCUACAGAUCUACUGCUUCCUCGUCGAUCUUAGAUCGACCAACAAAUUUCUACUCGACAUCGUCGUCGACGUCAUCGUCGUCGGGCAGCUCGGGCUUUCGUUCGAACUAUACGACCGAAUACAGGCGAUCCUACUGCCCAUCAGGCAGUUUCUACUCAUCGACGGGUACGAGCAUCCGAAGGAGUUACUUAUCGGAAUACAACCGGUCUCGCUGCUCACCCACAAGGUCAGUUUCGUCGUCGGCAUACAGCAGUACGGGUAGCGGUAGUGGUACAGCUACGAAUGUGACGACAAACGGAACCAGUGGCACUAGAUUCGGCUUGUCUACAUCGUCGUCCUCAUCGAGCAUCUCUGCCGGCAGUUCGUCCAGAGAUAGAGGGAUCCCAGAAUCCUCGUCUAGACUAGAAAUAACGGCGGAUUUGAUCAGGUAUUCGCCAUCUGGUUAUAUACCGAAUAUCCGUCAAACGAGCAGCACCACUGGCAGCACUAGUGGAAUCCAUCAUCAUCAUCACCAUCAUCAUCAGUGGAAGCAUCAUUCGACCGGUUCGUCGUUGACGGAGUUGUUCGGUGGUGACGAUCGUGAUAUAGCCGUCGAACGUACCGGCAGAGAUCAUCGUCCGGAGUCGUCGCUCUCCUCGUCCUCCUCGUCAUCUUCCUGCGCCGUUGGUGGUGCACUCUGGUCCAGGUCGAAGAGAAGGCCACUGUCCAGCAGCACGGUGCUCAACAGCGGGCAUGCACGCGCGGACAGUGCCGCGUCGCCUGGCGAGGUAACGAUUAACGAGCGCGGCACGAUCCGCGAUCUAGACGAGGACGACGACGAUGACGAUGACAACAACGAUGACGAGGACGAUAAUAACACCGACGACGAUCAACACAACAACAACGGCAAUAAUGGGAAUAACAGCGGUGGUGCUGAGGACACUUGUGAUUCCGGUCGAUAUGGGCUAAACAAUAACAACCGCGACCGAGACCACGACCACGACCACGACCACGACCACGACCGCGACAGCGAUGACAAGGACGAUGACGACGAGGACGACGAAGACAACAAGCUGAACAACCGGCAUCAUCGCCAACAACAGCAGCAGCAACGCGGUGCUGCCCAUCGGAUCGACGAGGUUUCACCAGCUAAGCGUAACCUCUUGUCGUCUAUUCCCGGUGGCGGUGCUGGCGGUGCUGGUUUGAUCGGUGUUAAGCUCGACUUGCUCACUAACCUAGCCACUAAUCCGAGUAACGGCGAACUGCUGAUUAACAACAACGCCCAGAAGAUUAUCCAAGGUGUUGAAGAAAAAGAGGAAGACGUUGAGAUCAAAGACGAGACUGGUGGAAGCCGUGGUGAGGUAAUACACGGGAUCAACGACGCUGCCAUCUCUAUCGACGCGAUUGCGUUCCUUCGUGGUGGUCGUACCGGGGAUCCAGAGAGUCUUGAACACGGUGAGGAGCAACGGACCGCGUCUACUUCGUACGAUAUCGAUCAGACCGGGUUCGUAGGCGGCAUUACGCCGCCCAUCUUGCAAAACGGCGUGGCGGGAAGACCGUCCGGUACUUAUGGGGACGACCCAUCCGUGCCUUCUACAUCCAGGAGACCGGAUGGUCACUUCUCGGGGACAAACACUGCCAGUAAUCUGACUUCCUCGUCACCCACUGCACCGUCCACGGCUCACCAAAAUCUCUAUCGCGGGGUCGCCGAUCAGUUUAAACAUGUCUCUUCCGGUGUGUAUACAAUACAGUUCGGCAAUUCCAUAGUGACCACGCGCGCUACUCUCCAGCCUCCAGCCAUUUGUUUAAAGGAAGGAAGCCCUACGAACAAAUCGGCUCGUAAUCGAUUACAGGCGCAUCGCGAUGAGCGAUGUGGACUAAACGGAUUACGAAAUAUCGGGAAUACAUGUUUUAUGAACAGUGUGAUCCAAUGUUUGAGCAAUACGAGACCAUUACUGGAAUAUCUGCUGAACGAACAGUACCUCGCUGAUAUAAACACUACCACAAGUAGUAUGAAAGGAGCAUUGAUCAAAGCGUUUAGUCAGGUGAUACAUGAGUUAUGGGAAGUGGGUGGUGAUCUCGUGGUUAAUACGACGGCGCUCAAAUCUCAAAUACAAAGAUUCGCACCACGUUUUAUGGGAUAUAGUCAACAGGAUGCUCAAGAGUUUCUUAGGUAUCUAUUAGAAGGAUUACAUGAAGAUGUGAAUAGGGUGACGGUAAAACCACAACCAAUACACACGGAUAUUCCUGAAAUGUACACAGAUAGUCAGAAGGCAGUAGAAAGCUGGAAACGCUACUUACGUAGUGAAGAUAGUAUGAUAGUGGACGUUUUCGUUGGUCAAUUACGUUCGUCGUUACAUUGCACUUCUUGUGACCAUGUGUCAGUCACAUUAGAUCCUUUCUGGGAUCUCAGUUUGCCAAUACCGGCUAGAAGUGGUACAGUGAAGUUGAGCCAAUGUUUGGAGCAUUUCACGCGAGAAGAGGUGCUCGAUGGCGAUGAAAAACCGACUUGUUCUAAGUGUCAGAUGAGGAGAAAGUGCACGAAAAGUUUCAGCAUACAAAAGUUCCCGAAAAUUCUUGUUAUUCACUUAAAACGUUUCUCACCAAUGGAACGAUUCCGCAGCAAGCUAAAUGUGAUGGUAGAUUUUCCAUUGACAGGUUUGGAUCUCAGUGCCUUUGCUGCGCCUAGAGUUCCGGGUUGUACGUACAAUUUAUAUGGUGUCGCGAACCAUUCGGGCACAACACACUCCGGUCAUUAUACAGCAUAUUGUAAGCAUCCAUACUCGGCAGAAUGGCACGAGUAUAAUGAUAGCCGGGUGUCCGCGGUUCCAGCGCGAUCGGUCGUUUCCAACGAAGCCUACGUACUGUUCUACGAGCAGCAGCCUCACAGCUCUCACUUGUAACCUUACGCCAUGCUUAGAAUAUGAAAAAAACGACCAUCUUGCCUCUCAAUACCUCAGUCCAGCAUAUAGUAUAAAAAAGAAAACCGACAAAGAGAAAAGAAAAAAUUAAUAAUAAGUGAAACUAUACUUUAUCGUGUGGUAUUGAAAAGCGACUAAACAUUGAACGUUGAGGUCGUUUUUAUCGAGUAUAAAAAACGGAUCGUGUGUGUAUUGUGUGACUAUUGGCGAUAAUCAUGUUCCAUUAAAGCCAAAAUUUUGUUUUUCUUCGUGGUUAGAUAUAUUUCAUCGUGGUCCAGUCAUUUUUACUUCGGCUUCUUUAGAAACCAGACACUUUAGUGCAUUUUCCGAUACAGAGGUUUAUUAUAAAUAGUCCUCUAAAAGUUAAUAAGAUGCUUAAUAUGAGCAAACAUUUUCAGAAGUUAAAGUUACAAGCAGAAGAUCGUACCAGAAUCCUGGAAUUGUCAUUUUUUGAAUUUUCAUCACUUUUUUUCUUACACUUUUCCCUAUUUUUCUCUAUAUAGUUUCUUUACUUUUUUUGUAUGAAAUAAAUAAUCAUGUUUCAAAAACGAGAUUUGCCAGAUAGAUUUAACAUAAAAAAUAUAAUACAUAAUACAUAUAGUAUAUUUGAUAUUUGAAGUAAUAUGAACAGAAAAUCAUGACUUCGCCAAAGAUCACGUAUACGGAAUAAAAAAAAGCGCUUCGGAUGUCUAGUUACUUUUGAAUAGACGAUAUAGUAAAAAAAAAUACAUCUAUCCUCACUCCUUCACUGAACACCUGGCAAUCUACAGCUAUUUACUUUUGUAAAAUAUUUUGUUUAAUAAUAUCAUAGUCAAGAGUUAUUUAUUUAAUUUAUGGAAAGAAAAACUGAUAAAAUAUUAAUAUAUUCGAUAUGGACGAAUAUAAUAUAUAUAAAUAUAUAUUAUUAUACGUAUUACAUACCAAUAAAAAAUAACAAAGAUUAAGGGAAAAAAUGAACAAAUCAAAUGGUUUUUCUUGUGUCGUAUUAUAGUUUCCGUUCUUACCUCUACAAAAAAAAAAAAGAAAAAGUAUCAACGUUAGUAAAUUGAUCAUAUUCAGGCAAUCGAAAAAAGAAGUCUUAAGCAAUGAGUCUAAAAAAAUAUAUUUAAAAAUAUUAUAUUUAAAAAUUAUACAUUUUUUUUUCUAUUUGUUUAUCUAUAAAAAAUAUUUCAUCAUUUGGAAUUUACGAAUUUUUAAAAAUUGAAAAUCGCAUUCUUAAUAUAGCUUCAUUAAAUAAACUCUUCAAA